AUGUCUGCUUCCGAAAGUGCUGUUAAUCAGCCUACCAGCGAUGAUUCCGCCCCGUCUCGCACCGAACUCGACAUAUCGAAGCUGCAUGCUCUCCCCUCCGAGCAGCAGGACCUCUACCUCCUUACCUUCACCUCAGACCUUGUCCAGUAUACUGUGACUCUAGACAAGGAGACACUAUGCGCGCAGCAGAACUUUAUAAAGCAAGAACUAUUUAAAAUCCUUCGGCUCGUCUCUCCGGUGCCAACUCGGGUAAUUCGAAAUGGCAUAGGCCGCUGUUUCAGCGCUGUGUUUUCAAAAGGGAAUAGGGCCAGUCUUUUUGAUACCGUUACGGAAUUGAUAGGGAUUCUUAAUGCCGGAAAGAAUGAGGUUGAUUUGAAAACGAAGUUCGCGGCCGCCGUGGCUUUGGGGGAUAUAUUCGCUGCUGCAGGCGACGGCGCUGUUGGUCAAUCAAGUGCCACCUGUUCAGCAAUACUUAAGCUUCUGAAGCUGGCGCAGAACAAUGCCGGGCUACGAUAUUGCAUUUUUGUCUCGGUGCGGAAGGUUAUAGUUGGGGUUGGCGCGCCAAUUGACGAAGUUACGGCUCGCGAUAUAUGGAAACAUGCUCGAAAUGCUGCGGUUAAUGACAAGGCGCAUAAUGUCCAGGCGGGGUCAUGCUCAUGCCUUCAGGAGCUAGUCAAGUCUACUCCGUACUUCAGGAACACCAAUGAUUACGAGUAUUUGAAAACUACUUUAUGGAAAGUUAUGGAUAGCCCGGUUGCUUCAGUGAGGCAUGGGGCAGCAGGUUGUCUCGCAGCUUUCUUAGUGAGAGCUCAUUCUGCCGUUCCUCUCUUGAACUCAAAGCCUGCCGCCCUCCGGCCGAAGAAACAGCUCAAAAGACAGCCCACUGAUCCCGUGGAUGGCGAUAUUAUGGAAAGAACUCAGUCUCCAUCAGGCCGCAAGACCGACAAUUCACUGUCAUUCAAGAUGGGUGACCUGCUAUCACAGCUUUCGGCCCACUACUGUAAACCAUCAACGGGAAACCGGGCUAGGGCUGCCAUUGCAGUGUGCUACGAACUUUUACUUAAAGAUUUCGGUGGGAAGGUGGUCGAGGAUUAUUAUACCCAGAUUGCUGAUCACUUGCUUAGCACUCUUCUAAACCAUCCAACUGUGACCUAUAGCCGGUACCGCCUUCUUUUGACCCGGAAGUUUGUCAAGCAUAUUUUGGAAGAUGUAUUAGGACGUGAAAUGCUACGUGAAAGCAGUCAAUUGAACGCAGCUAAAUGGAUUUCCAAUGAUAUCCUCAAGGAUUAUCCCCAAGUGGUCCAAGAACGCCGAGAGCCGAGCAAAUAUACCCUCAUAAGUGCGCUCAGCGCACUAUCUUCGCUUAUUGAAUCUCUUGGAUCCGCCGCGGCGACAAUCGCAGACUCCUGCCGCGAAGCUUUACUUCAAGUUCUGCAGCACCCGAGUUUUAGUGUCCAGGUCCAUAUUUCCCAUUGCAUGCGCAAUUUCGUUGUAGCAUGUCCUCAGCAGCUACUUUCGUGUGUGACAGUGUGUAUGAAUAGCUUAACUAGAGAGUUAGGUCAGCUAUCAUCGAUUCGCAUGUCUGCCCCCCGCUGUCUAGGCUAUGCACAUGCGCUUUCCGCCAUGCUAAGCACAUCCCGGCUUCAGCCACUAUAUGGUUCCGUUGAUGUUUACGCACAGGUCCUAUCACAAGCUACUGACCUUCUUAAGACAAGUGGUGAUUCGGAGCUUCGAGUUGCUAGCACACAAAUUCAAGUGGCCUGGAUUCUAAUUGGAGGUCUGAUGCCCUUGGGCCCCAAUUUCACGAAAAUACACCUCUCACAGCUACUAUUGCUGUGGAAAAAUGCUUUGUCGCCCCUAGCAAAAGAGACGCUUGUUAAGCGUGGCCCUUUGGAAAUGAGCUUCCUAGCCCAUGUCAAGGAAUGUGCUCUAAGUUCUAUCCUCGUCUUCUUGGAAUAUAAUAGUAAACUUAUUACCUUGGAUGGAUCAAAGAGGAUCGCUACAAUGCUGCAGAGCACUCUUUAUUUUUUGGAACACCUUCCUAAACUAAAGUCCGUCGAAGAUAUCUCUCAACGUCUAUCCCCGUCGCUACAACUAGCAGACUAUGCAACCCUGGUCCGUCGGCGAGUAUUACAAUGCUUCACAAAAUUAGUCAACUUGAGCCAUCUCAACCCUAUGGAUAACCUACCACUCUCUGGAAUACUCGGUCUAGCCAUCUCUUGUUUCGCGGAUCCGGAUGUCACUUCUGCAAACCCCUUAGAAACAUCCAUUGCUGCAUCAACGGCCAAUUUUGAUACCUUAUGGGACCUUGACGACAAUUUUGGGUUCGGAGUUACAGGUCUUGUCCGAAAUUUUAUGCCAGGGCAACCAAAAUCUGGCCCUUUCAUUAAUACUAGCGUGACUGAAGCAACAAGCCACCCAAUUGACGCUUCUUUGGCUACACCAAUGUGCCAUGCAAGGGAACAUGAUCCAAUUCUUUUAUACUUCGCCAAAAACGUCAAUUCUCACUACCUCCCUGAUCCGCCCCCAACCGAAGUCGUUAAUUCAGCAAUCGAGCUGUUUUCGGUCACCCUUCCACUACAGAAUCCAAAGGUCCAGGAGAGCAGUGUUGAGCAAAUUGCAACCAUGCUCUCAUCUCAUAGUCUGAAUCGAAACCCAGGCAGAAAGGCCGCUAUGACCGCAAACAUUGCGAUUGCACUUUUAUACACGCUUCGAGUUGCCGUAAAUGAGACCCCGUGCCUUCCUGGGAACUUGAAGCAUGUUGCUGUUGAGAAGAUUUUUCAGGAGCUUAUACAGAAUUUUAUAACCAACCCCGAUUACAUUAUUCGGAUUAUUGGAUUUGAGGGUCUUGGCCGUCUAUGCAAUAACUCUGGUAAUGCCUAUACAAACUCGGAAAUAAAUAGACUUGUUGAUGUCAUCGUCGAAAAUCGUGAUCCGCAUGCCCGUGCCGGGUGUGCAACUGCCUUAGGAUCUAUACAUGCUCAAGUCGGGGGAAUGGCAGCCGGCUUCCACCUGAAAACUAUUGUGGGUGUCCUUAUGUCGUUAUGCAAUGACCCGCACCCCGUUGUGCACUUUUGGGCCCUGGAAGGGCUUGCCCGUGUUAUAGACUCUGCGGGUUUGACGUUCUCGGCCUACGUAUCGGGUGCUUUUGGAAUGCUAGCACGGCUAUAUGUUGCAGAUACCCAUAACCACGAGGCUCCAACCGUCGGUACUUCAAAUUUUGAAGCCGAGUUUUCGACUCCAUUGGCAAUUGGCCGGUGUGUGGAUGCACUUGUCAACGUGGUUGGACCUGACCUUAGGGAUGUUACGAAAACGAGGGACCUAGUAUUCACUAUUGUCAAGGAGUUUCAACUAGAACGUGACGCCCCCUUAAUAGAUGUCAGUUCUCAGUGUCUCGACCAUUUGUCACUCUAUGCACCACAGUAUAUGGAUUUCUCGGGUUAUGUCCAAUGGCUGCAAAAGGAACUAGCCUCUACGGAUAAACAAGUGCAGCAAGCUGCGGUUUAUGGGUUAAGCAAUCUUAUGAAGCGGGAUGCCGACCGAGUCAUUCAAACUGCAUCGCCAACUUUCGAGGAUGAGUUAUGGAUAGCAAUUGAUAAUGCUCCGGAAAAUAAACUUCUCAGGGAUAUUAUUCGAAAUUGGCUUCAGCAGACAGGAUUAAAGAAUACUAAAGCCUGGGUCGAACGUUGCCAAAAGGUCCUCACGAAAACUCGCGCUAACCGCGAUGACAUGCUCUCCCCGCCUCCAGUCACUGCUACGCCUGCUGGAGGUCCUGAUCUCCCAGACGAUGAGGUCGCCGGAUUCGCAGCCGCAGUUGCUGGUGAAAACCGAGAGACUAAUGAUACAUCCGCGGGUGGACAAGAACUACUUAAAUGGCAGACGCGAAAUUUUGUUAUUGGGUGUCUCAGUGAGCUUCUAACGAUGGUCCAGGCCGAAAUAUUGCCGGAUCAAACUAUUCCGGCAGAGGCUGCAUUGCAAGAAAGAGUUGGUGACAUUGUUAGGAUGGCGUUUUCUGCCUCGACAGCGAAUGUCAUAGAUCUACGUAUCUGGGGACUGAAAAUUUUAGACCAGGUUUUGAAACUGUUUGGACGAACACCUGACCCUGAUUUUGCCGAAGCAUCACUCCUUGAACAAUACCAAGCCCAGAUUGCUUCUGCGUUAACUCCAGCAUUUGCUGCAGAUUCGUCUCCAGAACUUGUUUCCGAGGCAAUAAAUGUGUGUGCAACAUUCGUUGGAACGGGAAUCGUUACCAGCGUGGAACGAAUGGGUCGUAUUUUCAAACUUCUUGUCGUAGGACUUGAAAACUUUGCCAAUAAACCGGAUAUGACAGAAAUUGGAGAUCUCAAAGGACUCAAUUCUAACGCACGAGUUAUGGCGAAGCUAGCCUUGUAUUCUGCAUGGGCGCGGUUACAGAUUGCCAGCAGUGAACAGAACUACCUUGUGGCUAUCGUAUCCCCUUAUACCGCAAUGCUAACCCCAUUGUGGCUCUCUUCCCUUCAGGAGUUCGCACGCUUAAGAUUCGAACCCGAAAUAUCUAGUACAAUGGAUUCACUAAGGUUAUCUGACAGCCCUGAUGAUGUUUAUGCAGCACUCAAUCGGGAAAUCCUUCUGAAGUUUUAUCAAGAUUCUUGGUUAAAUUUUGUCGAUGCCAUCGCUAGUCUGGUAGAGAAAGACAGCGAUUUCGUCUUUGAUGCGUUGAACGGGAAACAGGAUCUUCAAAGAGCGGAAAGCCCCAAAGACGCAUCUCCUCAGAAUGGCGAGGGAAAAGCCAAAGGAAAUCAAAUUAAUUACCGUGAUGAACCAGUGGCCUUCUUCUUCGUCCUCUUCGGGCUAGCAUUUGAUGCUUUGGUUAGCCAGAGCAGCACUCCAUCCCAAACCCUCGAAAUCCUUCAAGCUUUGCAGAAAAUACUGCAUCCCUCUGUUGCCGGGAACGCAGUCUAUCAAGAUGCCGUGUUCUCCGAGACAAUCGACACGUUGAACAGAAUGGUGAUGACUGAAAAUCUAGCUAUCCAAUCGGUCAUUGUUCAGAUUGUUCGAAGCCUCUCUCUUCACCAUCCCUCGGCAACAAGAGACAGCGCCUCCACAGAGCAUCUGUCGGAUGAUAUUGAACAGCUGUUCGAACUUACCCGCAAUAUCAUACUAGUUAUUGCAGGCGUACUACCCAAUCUCGGGGAAUCAUCGCCUAAGUCUCGAUCAGACGUCUCAGAAGAGUCAAUAUCUCUCAUUCAACAUUCCCUCUCCUCCCUAGUGGAUAUUACAUCGGUAUUCCCGGCUAUCAUCCGAGAUGACCUUCACACGUGUAUAGUGCACAUAUUUACCACAAUUUUUGCCACUGGUAGCUGCCAGGCGGAGAUUGUGCCUAAAGUCCUUCCCAUUUUCAAACGCUUCCUCCAAAGGUUAUGCCAAUCCCGCAGUCCUCAGACUAAAGAACCAACUGCCCAGGGCGAUGAGGCCAUGAGCGUUAGCCGGCAAGUUCGGGGCUGUUUAACCAGAUUCUUAGGCAUUUUAACUGUUGCACAACGCCGAGAAUCCGACACCUCUCUCCUCUGUGCCAAAAAUACCCUUCUUGGUAUAACAAUUCUCUUAAUAAGCACUAGCUCGAUUAUUCCACCUCAGGACCCGCUAAUCUCUCGAGCGAUGCAAGAAAUGCUUGAGUGUCUUCAGGAUCUGGGCCUUGGGAGCGUUGCAGCAGGCUGUGUUCGCUCCCUCCUUCUAAACCCUGGUCCACGGUCUGCAACGGAUGAUGUGAUAGCCCGUUUUCUCUUUCCCCGACUUCUGGCCUUUGUGACGCAGACGCCGAUGGGAAGUGACAACGAACCUCCAAUUGACCCUGAGAAUAUGAAAUCCAACGUUAUCCAAACUCUGGUUUCUUGCGUUGGCUCGUCAGCAAUUCCAGAGGCUGCCGUCCCCACCGCGAUGUCGUUAUUGAUCCCAGCUAUAUUAGCACGAGCUAAGUAUGAAGGUACCAUAGUUUACCAGGAGACAGCGACCAGGUUACUAGAGCUUGCAAAAGUGGAUCAGAUUUCUUUCAGGGGUUUCGCAGCCAAUAUGGAACCAGAGUCGAAAAGUCUUGUGGAAGAGGUUUUCAAGACAGUUGGGCCAAGAGAAGACACAAGCAAACGAAAUGAUCAUGGACAGGAAAGAAAUGCUCCAAGUAUCGCUUUGCGCAUGGAUUUCUAA
Arthroderma uncinatum is the source of this 6180-nucleotide messenger RNA. RefSeq names its product HEAT repeat protein. The coding region runs from base 1 to 6180 and encodes 2059 amino acids. The transcript is spliced from 6 exons. Lineage: Eukaryota; Fungi; Ascomycota; Eurotiomycetes; Onygenales; Arthrodermataceae. The record is from RefSeq and is a predicted model, not a curated record. Gene Ontology annotation, biological process: endocytosis; intracellular protein localization; retrograde transport, endosome to Golgi. Gene Ontology annotation, cellular component: endocytic vesicle; Golgi apparatus; membrane.